This is a messenger RNA of Megalops cyprinoides (Indo-Pacific tarpon), 3067 nucleotides long. RefSeq lists its product as uncharacterized. The coding region runs from base 590 to 1369 and encodes 259 amino acids. NCBI's taxonomy places the organism in Eukaryota, Metazoa, Chordata, Actinopteri, Elopiformes, Megalopidae. The record is from RefSeq and is a predicted model, not a curated record. The transcript has 5 exons.
UAAGCGUGUGCAUACGACUGUGUGUGAGUGUGUGAGUGUGAGUGUGUGCUGUGUGCGUGUCUGUAUGCGAACGAGCUGAUUCCGAUUUUAAACAAUACAAGCUGCGCUUUUUACAAACAAUCUGGCGAGUGGGAUGAAGACAAACUAGGACGAAGCAAUUAAAUAAUCUGAAGUUACAGAACCGAUCUUUGCCGAAGACGAGCUAAAUCAUCCACACAACAGGGAGUAUAACAGUGUCUUAUUUGUAAUCAGCUCUAAAUUUUAUUUACUAUAAAAUGUAAUACAGCAAUUAGUAAAGUGGCCUACCUGAAGCAAUUCGUUACGACAGUUCAGCUACCGAGUACCAUGUCGUUUCUUCAGCUGUAGUGUUUGAGUGUACGCUCUUUGUGUGUGCAUGUGUGUGUGAAUGUGUGUGAACGUGAAUGUGCCUUUUGAUAAGUGUGCUAAACUGUUAGCGGAGUUUGGUGAACAUGCCGAAUGUAGUUGGCUAUGCAUAGCUAACUUAACAUAAUCGCUACUUUUGUAAGAUAGCAAAAAAAGAAGAAAAAAAGUUUCUAGCAGAAGCCAUAUUAAUCAGAUAUAAAUCAGGAUGAUGAAGACCUUAACGAAAAAGCUGAGAAGGCACUCUCUUAAUGAAAUACACCCAUUUCAGCUAAAGAUCUCCUACCAUGGCAGUGAGGAGGGUGGGGAGAGUGAGGACUCUGAGGGAGAGAAUCAGGAGCUGGCACAGAUCGACAGGGAGAGGCGGCGGAACUGUGGGCUUACCCCUCUGGCCACCAGCCAGCAGCACAACCAGGGGGCGCUCUCCCCCGCCCGUCUGCGCCGGCUGCGGGUGCUGCUGGACCCUGCGCUGGACCGCCACAGCUCGGAGGAGGAGCUGGAGCGCAUCAGCCGGGACUUCCUGCAGCCGGCCGGGGAGGGCAGGAAGUGGGCCGACCACAGCAGCGCCUCCAGCGACGAGGAGGUGAAGGACCUCUGCGGGCCUGUGGAGCCGGGGACUUGCCUAGCGGCCUCUCCCAGCCCGGUGCUCUUCAGUGCCUCUCCGCCGCACAGCCUCAGGCCCCCGGUGCGGGGCUCGGCCCGGCCCAUCAUUCUGACCCACUUCGAGCCGGCGGCGGCGCCGUACAGGCGGCACAGGCAGGGGUACCCGGGGGAGCCGGGCAGGCCCAGCCUGGACCUUGAGAAAAUGCAGCAGAAAAUGCUCCUGAAAAAGAACUGUGGCGGAAAGACGAGGACCAUAAAGAUCCGGAACCUGAGCAGCAGCCGGCCUCCCCCGAGGUAUGCCUACGACCCCUCCGUCUUCGCGUUCCGGUCACUGAGCACCAUCCCUCCGCGCAGCCCGCUGACAUCACAGGAGGAGCCUGCCUGAGACCUGUGCGCCACGCCCCUAUCCGCCCCACCCCCUCCACCUCCCCAACAUGAGUGGACUCUUUUGAGAGACAGGCCAAAAAAAUCAAGAUAUCUGACAUUAAAGGCAAUAUUGUUUUUUUUUUUUUUUAGCAUCCCUAUUACUCUUAGGUCAUCAGUCUGGAACAUUGCUUUAAGAACAAUAUAUCAUUAUUAUUAUUUUUAAUAAUAAUAAGCUUAAAAACUCUUUUAAAAAAGGAAAAUGUGUGGAAGCCAGGGUGUGAAAGGGUGACCGGAAGAGCGGAAGUGGCUUUUUCCCCCCUGAGCUUUCACUAAACUCACUCUCAGGAAUCCCAUUCGAAACCCGGCAGCACAGUGGCAUCACCCACAAAGCUGCUGACUGCAGAGCAACAAAGAUCCGCAGGAGCCAGAAGAUUUAUCCCACCUAGGGUGAAAAGGGAGAGCUGUGGGGAGAGUUAUGCCCAGGGACUGGCCAGCUCCACCUGGGAUCUGGCAAGACUGUUUGGUGUUGAAGGCCUACAGAGUCCAGCCAAACAAUGCUCAGCUCCUAGGCUAUUUCAGGUAUUUUAUUUGUGAUUGGCCUUGUUUAGGCUCUUUUCCCAUUUGCAUCAGUCUAAGGCCUGUUGGGCUUUUUUUCUUGGAAAUGAUUUUAACUAAAGGAGAUGAGAGCAGGGCAUAGUAUAUGGGUUAGAAACGGAAAACCCAAGCAAAUUUACAUUGUGCUUUGGCCAUAACUUGCAGAUGCCUACUGAGGACAAUCUGAGGUUUCCCCUUAAGGAUUCCCAAAGCCUGUGUUUAAAUCUCCCAUCAACACCCCCCCAAAAAACAUGCUUUAAAGGAACAUGACUCCCUCAGUUAUAUCCAGCAGGUUAUAUUAUCUUGACAAAAACUUUGUACACAUUUUCCAGUGAAACUCAGAGGUUAACAGACCCAUUCUAGCCAUCUUGACAGAAGGCUGCACCAUAUCUAAUUAUGAUACACAAAAGUCAUUGUCCUUCCUGUCCAUGUGACACAUGGGGGGUUGGUGAGAUCAGAGGCAAUAAUGACACACCACUCAAACCGAAAGUAGAUCAUUUCACGUAUGUCUGCUUUAUAGACUUACUGUAACACCACAUGUAACAUGCAAAUAAAGCAAAAACAGUACUGUACUUCGACCAGCUCUAUAAAUGCCUAUUGAAAAAUGAGAGAAUGCACCUUGAUUCCAAGCUGUAGUAAAGUCAGUAGAGGAUGUUCUCAGUGUUCAAAAAUGUUGAGCAGAAGAGCAGAGAGCUCUGCACAGAGGUGCGCUAACUCUCUUCUCUGUGCUGCUCACAAGAUGAUGUGAGCAGCUAACCUAUAAACCCAGCACCACCUGCCUUUCUCCUCCACGCGCCACCGUUCCUCUGGCUUUGAAUGUAAAAAACUGUGGGCUUGUGAACAGGUCAACACGCUAACGCAGGAGACGGAGAUUCAAAAUUAUAUUUGAAUGUGUUAUCUGUCAUAAAGAUGACUUAUUUAUGCACACGAAUGUAUCUAUGUACCGAUCAGGCAAGACGCACUGAGAUCAAAUUGCAGAACGCCGCUGUAAGGUAACUGUAGCAGAGUAUGUUUGCAAGUACGAUUGUAACACAGUAAGAGCAAAUGGGGAUUCUCCCCCCCUCUGUGACUUUUCUUUGUCGCUUGUGUUCCAACUUGAGAAAAUAAAUGCCUUGUGGCCCCA